This is a messenger RNA of Belonocnema kinseyi, 6512 nucleotides long. RefSeq lists its product as uncharacterized. The transcript has 10 exons. The record is from RefSeq and is a predicted model, not a curated record. The coding region runs from base 122 to 3913 and encodes 1263 amino acids. Lineage: Eukaryota; Metazoa; Arthropoda; Insecta; Hymenoptera; Cynipidae.
GAGUGUGCAUUACGCAACUUGUCACGCUUACGGUAGUGAACUAAAUUCCUCAAUAUGAAGCAGCAAGUUUGAUUGUUAGAAUCUGUUACGUGAUUGAUUGUUUGAUGCAAGUGUCGUGAUCAUGAGUUCCACAGAAUCAGCAUCCCCGACCAAAUCGGAUGCGUGCAUUGCAGAUUUGCAGAACGUCAAGAGAACGAAGCCAACAGCAAUAGAAUUAUUUCCUUGGCUUUUUAAGUUCGAUGCUUCAAGUGAACAUUGGAGUAUGCCUUCUUUACUUCAAAAUAUGAAGUGUAUAAAAAGUAAUAUAAGCCUCAGUAUUACUGAAUGUUACGACAAGCCAUUGAAAGCAGCUAAAUUAAAGGAGUCCAUCCAACAGGCCUUGAUUUGGAUUUUAAUUUAUUAUCGAAAACUUCCAAAGGUUCAAAAAUCCAUAUUUUAUCAUGAAAGUAUGUCGGACAUAUUAGCAAUGUACAUAGAUAUGGAGUUAAGAGCGUCUAAAAGACCGACAGAGCAGCUCAGUGAAAUUACAACUCGUAUAAUUUGUUGCCUAUAUGUAUACCUAGAAAAGUCCAUUGAACACAUGCUAGAUACUUUAAUCAAGGUUCGAAAUAUGUCUUCACAAUUUCAUUUCAUCUUGGAUCCAGUUAUGAAGAAACUAUUGGAGGGCAAUCCAAAAGAGAAGAGAGCACGUCCAAAAACUCAAAUAAUGUACGUCAGGUACCUGCUGGCUUUCCGCCUUUGGAGGGACAUUAAUAAAGCCAAGGCUGUGAAAAAGGAGAUAGUAAAAACUGCAGUUUCCUUCCUUGGAUCGCCGCCCUCCGUUUUACCAGAAUUCCUAACAAAGCACAUUCCUCCUAAUGGAUCUGGGUCGCAGACCCUGUCUACAAAUUUGUUCAUGAAGGAAAAAUUACUUGAUGUGAAAGCCUGCUGUGCGGAUUUUAUCCAUUUCUGCAAGGCAGGCACCGAAAAUAGCCAAGUGCUCCCAGGCAAAAUGAAUUGUCUUGAGCGACUACAAGGUCCUCAUCAGCAGCAAAAGCUUGGAGACAACGUUGCCGAAGAUUCUAGUUCACUAAUAAAAAAUAGUUCUCUUAUUUCUCAUACAGUUGUUGAUCAUGAACCUAAUAAUUCUUUAAUUAAAAGUAAUGCUCCAGACAAAUAUAAUCUUCCAGAAAAUUUAAAGAGAAUUUCGAUUAAUGAUUCCGCGACACUUUCUAGUAAUCAAUCAGUUAAAACACCAAGACCUUUAGUGAGGCGAUCAGUUAAGAAGUCGAAUGAUAUUAUCAUCAUUGAUAUUACUGAUGAAGAAUCAACACCGAAGGUAAUAAAGAAGAAAGUACACAAAAAGUUCCCGUGGCUGGAGCAAAUCAAAAGGCAUCUAAGGUUGAAUCCAGAAAGGAAGGAAGGAAGCGAAAUCUUAGGAUUGAAUGUUGUUUCCCCUGCGAAACAAAUUCUGGAAUCUCUGAUUCUUGUAACGGAUGACAGUGAGCAAAAGAAAAUUGAAACGGAUCUCUACUCCUCGUUUGACUCGUGGAUAGGUGUCGACAAUUUGCAACCCACAACUGAUAUUCGCGUAUUUUUUGGCGACGAUUUAAACGAAAGAAGCAGUUCAUCUCUAGGCUUCAAUAGCGAUUUCAGCACUACCAAACUACCAUUCAUAUCCUCUUCAACUACAUGUACCUCUGAUUCAGUAUUACAAAUUUCCAGUGACAGGCUCAAUUCUUAUGAUAGUGAUAGUGCUCUGGAAAUUACAAGCGACGAGUUAUCAAAAGACAUUGCAGAAACCGAAUCUGUAAUUAAACAUGUAUCAAGAACUUGUGAAGUUUCAAGGUUCGAGUCUUCGAAAACUGACUGUCAAUCAGAGGCUGAUAGCAUGAUAUCAGACUCGAAUGAAAAUAUGAGCGAGAUCCAGGAGGCCAGAAUCGUUUGCGCAGCUAUAUCGACCAUGGUUUUGGAAGAAGGUCCAAGCGAUAUGAAAUCUAGUAACAUAAGUAUCAAUUGUCGAGAAUCGGAAGAUAUCGUGAAUGAAUACUCGAAAUAUUCUGAUUCUUGUGCAGUCUCUUCCAUCGAAGAAAGGAUCAAAGAAUCUAGGGAUGAUUAUUCGAAAGCUAUAGACUACACUCUGAGAAAAGAUAACACGUGCCUGCCAUCUGAUUUCACAAACGCCGACUGUUGUUAUAACCCCGAAAACGAAACGAAUUCGUACACAAUUCCAGAACCUCAAUUCCAGGAAAACAUCGAGAACUUGUCCUUGUUAGCCAGCGUUUCGCAACAAGUAGCAGCUCAAAAAGUCACCUCGCCGUCAAAGAAUUCCUCGCCUGAUCACUACAACCGAAUAGUUAGCCUCUACCCAGAGGACUUCGAAAAAGUGGCCCUUCAAGUUGAAGUGAUCUCAACAAGCGAUGGCCUAAUGGAGAACAAUUUCCAAUCAAGAGAAACCAGAAAUGCAAUCUUGAAUGGAGAGACUGUUGUCCUAAUGCAAAAGUCUCCAAACAGCAACGUUUAUGUCAUCAAUAAAGCCGCCGAGAAUAAAAAUAGCGUCUGCGAAUCCUUUGAACACGUUGACAAAGCUGAAUUACCGCAAGAAUCUGAGAGUCUCGCCAGAAGUGUCAUGGUGAAAACCGAAUCUGGAGAGAAGAAAGUGAGAGUUGUUAUCGAUGAUAAGAAAUCGACCUCGAACGAAGUGAGUAAAUCUUCGAUAGAUAAGAGAAAAAGCGGUAAUUUGCCCCGUCGGCAGAAUGUGAAACAGGAAUACAGUGUCUCUGGCCACUGUGCCUGCGGUAUUCUAGGGUGUUCCGUGAUGGAUUCACUUUCGCACGACCUUGCCAAUCCUCAAAUUCCUCUCCACAUUCCCGUCGCUCAUCCCACUCCAUCGCACACUCUUCCACCCCUCUAUGGCAAUUUUCCUGCAAAUUCAGAACUUUGCGUGCCAUAUAAUAAACAUUGCAGCACCGUAUCAUGUGGCUUGCCAGUAAAUCCACCUUCGACUCUGCUUUCUCACACGAAUACAAACUCAUGUGGAAGAUCACACGGUUCUUGUUUGAGCUGCACCUACGAAAUGGUCGCGCACUAUCAGUGUGUUCAUCCAACUUCUGAUCCACAUUCGUCUUUCAUUGAGGGCAAUUCUUACUUCAUUCCGCAAACGUCUGCCGUCCAGGAACAUGAGCGAACGAAAGGUGAAUCUGUAAUGGAUAAUUUGUAUGAAGAUAAGUUAUUGUGUAAGGUAGAGAAGAGCUUAUUGGAAAGCAAACCGCUGGAGAAGAUUGAUGUCAAGUUCAACCAGGAUCUAAAGUACCAAGUUGAGAUUAACAACAAGCUACCUCUGAAGAAAAGACUGAAGGCCUUUAAUCAGACGUCUUAUGAUGUGUCGAUCAAGAUGGAGAAAUCUGGCAGUUAUCCUGGAACGCCGAUGAUGUCGAUAGCAAACCUGGAAGUACAAAACGAGUCGGGAUUCUUGAAUCUGCCAGAAAUUGGAGCUACGGUUGAGUUGACGACGGAAAAGGAGGAUUCGCCGAUCAAGAAUCGUCAUCAUAUAAAUAUUCAUGCUAGAAGGGACUACAGAAAAGAUGGGAUGCUGGUUCAUAAUGGAUUGGAGAAAAUGAGAGAGACCAAGGACCAGAGGAGGCUUGUCGACAGUCAAUUGAGUAAUGUGCCACUUUAUCAUGACACGCUUUACCAAAGACAAAUGAAAAGUUCAUUGCCGAGGAAGGAAGUUGGUGUUUCUGCACUGAAGAGAUUGGCUGUCGCACCCAGUUUGGAGGAACAGUCGCCGAAGAAGGCGAAAAAGUCGAGUACGAGGCAAACGAGAAGCUCCCAAAGAAACGUACCCAAAGUGAAUUACAAGUACACUGAAGUCGAUCCUGAGUGGAAUCCGUCCGGUGAUAUGAAACGAAAAAGGAAGAAGUCUAGUCGAUGAUCAAUAAUUCUACUUCCUAUCCAGCUUCACCGUUGAUCUGUAUAAUGAGGCGAACAGGAGACAACAUGACCGUUUUCCAGGCUGUGGCAUUUUUAAUUUGUACAUAGUAGUCGAGGAUUCAACCUAGGAAAUUAUUGCACUUGUAAAUAAUUCAUGAAAGUGAGAAUUAAUUCAUCACCUGAAGAGUAGCUGUGGAGGAAUUUGUGUUCGUCAAUGAAGAGUUGGGAGUAUUUGUAUAUAAUGGAAGAAAGUCAGAAAUUCAUCAUUUGAAAAUCACUAUUUGAAGAUAAUCAUUUGAAGAUCAUUGGAGGCUCAUCAUUCGAAGAUAAUUAUUUACAGAUCAUCAGUCGAAGAUUUCUAGUUUAGCCUCAGACCUUACUUCAGUAUGGGAUUGUUGCUAAAAAAAAAGUUUUCUGAACUCUGCAGCUCUAAAUUCACCUUCAACAGGGUACUAUUAAUAGACCUUUGAAAUAUUUUUCCCUCGCGUAUAAUACGUAAUAUCCAAGAUGACCAGAAUCCGCUGAUUAUUAUUUUGUGAUUAGCUUUUAACAUAAAUACCUGAUGACGUAACACACCUGUAUAUAAAAUAAGGGACUUUCUUCGUUAUAUUGAAAGUCGAAGUAACCUGUUUUUUCGAAAGUCUGAAAUAAUAUUAGAAUAUUUUGUCAAGCCAUUAAGUACUAGAUAUAUUUAUGCAAAUAGAGUUAUUUAAAUAAAAAAGUUAGCAAAUUUCAAGUGGCAGGUUUUCGACCUUGAGGUAAUUCUUUCAAGAUUGUUGAUUCUACGAUGAAAUGUUUUAAGUCGAAUCAAUUGAGAGAAGUCUUGGAUUGAGAUGAGAAACAUGAAAUUAUGUGAAGACUGAAAUUUGUUAUCAGGUUUUAUAAAUUUGGCGAGGAGGACUUUGCGCCCCGAAUUUGAAAUCUCAGGAAUUUACGAUAGUGGACAUGAAAGUAACCACUAUUCUUGUGUUCAGGUAAAAUUCAAAAAAAAUUAAAUGAUACAGGAGAGCUGUUAUUCAGUAAAUGCCGUCAAUAAACUUGCCAAGUUGAGCAGCAGUAUCGUCUUAAAAAUAGCUGAUUUAAAGCAAAAAUGAUGCUACCAAUAGUUGAAUUUCAUUCACUUUCUGAUAGCUCCGUGUUAAAAAUAUACCGAGCAAAAUGGCCGUAAUUCAUUAGCAGUGCAGAAUCAAAGUGCAGGUAGUAUGCCUAGUCAGUCAUAAAGAUAAUAAUGUAUCCGUUAAAAAGGACACUUAAAAUGCGUAAUUUAUAGAAAUGAGAUCAAUGCCUGAAAUAUGUAUCCUUAACAAUUUUAAGUUACUUUUGUAUACGACAUCUGGAAUGUACAUAGUACAUACAGCUUAGUUAGACAGAAUUAGUAUCCAUUACAAAUCCGUUUAUUAUGUGCCAACAGUAGAAAUACGCCACUAGAUUUAUAAUUUUAAAAAACAAAACAUGUAAGACUCAAAACUCUGAUAGUUCCCCUAGCUUGACAAAUAAUGCAGAUACGAUUAUUGCGAUUCACAAGUAAUAUAGCACAGCCAGAACAGUUACCGGCCGAUGGUAAAUUAUCUGAAGUCGGUAAAGCAGCAUGGAAUAAAACAUGGCCCGGUCGUUAAGUGACACUUUGCUAUACUACUUUCUUAUUAGUUAGAACCAUAGCUUUAAAAAAUGUUUCAUCUUCAAGCUUCCAAUCGAUUUUUACCUUAUAAAAAGUCUCACUUUGAAUUGCUCAGAAUGUAAUUUACAAAUGAUGUGGGUCGAGAUAAAUUCGAUAGUCAUAUCCCAAUACCUGAUCUCAAAGCUGUGAUGCUGAUUUUUGUUUAUCCUGUCUCUUAAUGUUCUUUUUUUUGUACCCAAAAAAUUGUAACGUGCGAAACGGUUUGCCAUUACUUUGACCUAUCUGCUAAAACCCAAAUACGUAAAUAAGUCUUCGCAAAAGUGACGGAAAAAUGUUGCAAUUUUGUUCACUGUUCAUUCCGCCCUUGAGAAGUGAAGACGUCGCGUGACCUUCCUCUACUACGAAUUUAUCAUCCGUAAUUAAUAAUAGGCUGUCAAUUUUUAUUUCCAUUUCUUUAUUUAUAUAUAUAUAUAUAUUUAAUUAUUUCAAUUUUGAUUAAAAGUCUGAUAUUUAUAAGCUCGUAAAGAAUGUGGGCGCAAAUUAUUUGGAAAAUCUUGUCGAUCAACUUUUGAAAGAGAGACAGGUUUAGUUGAAAUGAAAAUUGAUGUUUACUCGGAGAAUAAAAAGGCCGAACGACAAGAUUUUUUAAAUAGAUUAGUUAUUUUAAGUUUCAAAAAUUUUUUUACUUUCCAUUCAAUCGAAUUUUAAUUCAAUAUGAUUAUGGAAUUAUUGAAUGAGACAACGUUUACGUACGUGUAGAUUUAAUACUUUGACAAAAGGCUGAUCCUUUAGGGAAAAAAUUAUAUAUGACAAGAAUAUUAUAAUGAAAUGCCUCAUCUAGAACUGCCGUCUAAAUUGUCAGUGAUAGAGCUUAAUAUAGGCAAAAUAAAAAUUAUUUAUAAAAUUAGGCCUCAACCAAGCUAUGUAUAAAGCAUUUGUUAUACCGUAUCAUUUUAUGAGAAAUAUAGUUAUCUUUACAUUA